UUGCUCCCCGGCAAGGGGUUUAGCGCUCCAAUCGACCUCGCUGGGUCGAAUGUGGGGUGGGAUGGUGUGGACGCAAUUCGACCGUGUUGGCCUCCGGGAGCUAUCCCAGAGUGCUCCACUGGGACCGCUCUGGACAGCGCGCUCAACUCAGAUGCACUGGCCAGGUAGCUAGGAAAAGCCCCGGGAAGGUUUGAAUUUCAUUUCCCGCUUGGCCAGCGUGGGGAGUCCAUCAGCCCCGGGACCAUGCAGGCCCAGAAGCGCAGGCGAGAGGCGCUGGAUCUGAUCGCUCUGUGGGGAGACGCCGCCGGGCAGGCAGAGCUCGGGGACCCCGGAGCCGGGGAAGGCACCUCUGCUGCAAAUGUUUCUAUGCUCCCCCUAUCAUCUCCAUCCCAGAGGCUAGUGCAGAUUAGAAGGCCAAAAAAAUGCACUUGCGACGAGAUGUUCUCAGAGCUCAUGCAGUCCUUCCGCACUGAAAGAGCUCAGCAGAAUGCAUGGAGGCAAAAAAUGGCAGAGUUCAGGAAAGCAGAAAAUGAACGUGAGGAGAGGAGGUGGGAGCAAGAGCAGAGGAGAUGGGAGCAAGAGGAGAGGUGGCAGCAGCGCGUUGGGAGGAGACAGGAUGAAAUGCUGAGGCUAAUGCAGGAGCAAACUGACCUGCUCAGGCGUCUGGUGGAGCUGCAGGAAAGGCAGCAGGAGCAGUCCCUGUAUAACCACCCGCCCUCCUCCCCAAGUUCCAUAUCCUCCUCACCCUGACGCCCAAGAACGCGGGCAGGGGAGGCUACGGGCACGCAGCCACUCACCCCAGAGGAUUGCCCAAGCAACGGAAGGCUGGCAUUCAAUAAGUUUUGAACUGUAGUGUGGCCUUGUCCUCCCCUCAUCCACCACCCCACCAGGUGCUUCCCUCCUCACCCACCCCUCCUGAGCUACCUUGCAAGUUUUCCCCAUAUUUGUGUGA
Messenger RNA from Malaclemys terrapin pileata, 952 nucleotides. Its product is annotated as trichohyalin-like. The record is from RefSeq and is a predicted model, not a curated record. NCBI's taxonomy places the organism in Eukaryota, Metazoa, Chordata, Testudines, Emydidae. The transcript has 2 exons. The coding region runs from base 244 to 750 and encodes 168 amino acids.